AUGCCUUUCCCUGACCCCUUACUAGACAGUUACAACUGUCCGGCCCUUUUACGAAACAAUAUGCACACAGAGCACGUCCUCAAGAGCGAGUCCCAGGAGCUCAAGUUCCCACCUUACACGAGCAACUCUGCUGGUCAAAUCAUUGUGGGCCGUGGCGAGGUCUUUUGCCGUGUGCCGAGCUAUCAACAAUACAAUGUCAGUGCAUACACCAACUCCGAGUUGAACCCUAUCUCUGCCACCGUUAUUCGUCAACACUUCAUAAGCCAUGGAGUUCAAGUCGCCACGGAUGCCUCACAAUUGAAACAGGCCCAGGAAGAUGCUGCUGUUCAGUGGUACAAGUCUGCGCAAGAGGUUGAAGAGAACGACUAUGAUGAGGAUGAAGAGGAGGAUGAGGAGGACGAUGAGCACAAUGAUGAGGAUAAGCAUGAUGAAGACUACGAAGAUGAUGGGGACGAGGAGGAUGAUGACGAUGAGGACUAA
This is a messenger RNA of Penicillium mononematosum, 480 nucleotides long. RefSeq lists its product as uncharacterized. The coding region runs from base 1 to 480 and encodes 159 amino acids. The record is from RefSeq and is a predicted model, not a curated record. The transcript is spliced from 3 exons. Lineage: Eukaryota; Fungi; Ascomycota; Eurotiomycetes; Eurotiales; Aspergillaceae.